UUUUCUUUUCUCGCCGUGAUAAAUAAUUUAAAUAAAAUUCAACCACAUAGCUCAGUUAAAAGUAUUUAUGGUUCAGUAAAUAAAUUGUUUAAAAAAUAAUAGUCGUUACAAUAUUAACUGCGUUUUAUCACAAAUAAAACAUAAGUCUUAAUCAAACAACAAAAUGCCGAGUCAGGAAGUUGUAACGACAAAGGUUGUGGUCCAUCCUUUGGUACUAUUGAGCGUUGUAGACCAUUUUAACCGUAUGGGAAAGAUUGGUAAUCAAAAACGGGUUGUAGGCGUUUUGUUAGGCUGCUGGAGAGCUAAAGGAGUUCUGGAUGUUUCAAAUAGUUUUGCAGUUCCAUUUGAUGAAGAUGACAAGGAUAAGUCAGUUUGGUUCUUAGACCAUGAUUAUCUUGAAAAUAUGUAUGGGAUGUUUAAAAAAGUCAAUGCUCGUGAAAAAGUUGUUGGCUGGUACCACACAGGACCUAAACUCCAUCAAAAUGAUGUGGCAAUAAAUGAGUUGAUCAGGCGUUACUGCCCCAACUCUGUUCUUGUUAUUAUUGACGCCAAGCCAAAAGACCUGGGCUUGCCCACUGAAGCGUACCAGGCUGUUGAAGAGGUUCAUGAUGAUGGCAGUCCCACAACUCGGACAUUUGAGCAUGUGCCCAGUGAAAUAGGUGCAGAAGAAGCUGAAGAAGUGGGAGUCGAACAUUUACUAAGAGAUAUUAAGGACACAACUGUUGGUAGCCUCUCACAGCGAAUCACCAAUCAGUUACUUGGCCUCCGAGGUCUUCAUUCACAAUUAAGUGAAAUACGUGAUUACCUCAUUCAAGUUGGUCAAGGAUCGCUACCUAUGAACCAUCAAAUUAUAUAUCAGUUACAAGAUAUCUUUAACUUAUUGCCUGAUAUUGCUAGUGAUAAUUUUAUUGAUAAUUUAUAUAUCAAGACCAAUGAUCAAUCUCUUGUUGUAUACUUAGCUGCACUGGUAAGAUCUAUCAUUGCUUUGCACAACCUUAUCAAUAACAAAAUAACAAAUAGAGAUGCAGAGGAAGGUAAGAAAGAUGAUUCGAAAGAUAAAAAGGAGAAGAAAGAUGAUAAGGAUGACAAGAAGACGGAAGAAAAAGUAAAAGCAGAUAAAAAAGAAAAAGAAGAAAAGAAAAAGUAAAAGUGAAUCGUCAAUAGUUUAAGUUGUUUGUAAUGAUGCAUUAUUUUUAAAUAAAUUGUAUUUACUAAACCUUAA
Molecule: messenger RNA, 1222 nt
Organism: Papilio machaon (common yellow swallowtail)
Lineage: Eukaryota; Metazoa; Arthropoda; Insecta; Lepidoptera; Papilionidae
Gene: Rpn8
Product: 26S proteasome non-ATPase regulatory subunit 7
Exons: 2
Coding region: 164-1147 (327 amino acids)
Biological process (GO): proteasome-mediated ubiquitin-dependent protein catabolic process
Cellular component (GO): proteasome regulatory particle; proteasome complex
Molecular function (GO): metallopeptidase activity; protein binding
Source: RefSeq, a predicted model, not a curated record